Guyanagaster necrorhizus is the source of this 441-nucleotide messenger RNA. RefSeq lists its product as uncharacterized. The transcript is spliced from 2 exons. NCBI's taxonomy places the organism in Eukaryota, Fungi, Basidiomycota, Agaricomycetes, Agaricales, Physalacriaceae. The record is from RefSeq and is a predicted model, not a curated record. The coding region runs from base 136 to 402 and encodes 88 amino acids.
AGCAAGAAGGUUGAUAUGAUUGGAUGGGUAGCAACUGCCUUAAAGUUCAAGGCAGCCAAGGCCUUAAGGGGCAAGAUACCUUGAAGAAUCAGUGUUUCUAUCAUUAUUCGAGACAUGUAAGAAGUGGCGUGCUGUAUGUGGCCAUUCUCUUUACCCACGCAGCCUGCCUUCUCCGAAGUACCUUUACAUGCGUCGAUGUUGUCCUGUUACGCCACCUUGUCUCUUGCCAACGCAUUCCUAACCCAUCGAAACGGCACAAAUUUGCUCUGCUUGGUUGCCCAUGACUGCUUGUUUGAUAGCACGUCCAGCUCCCCCGUGGGCACUUUUUUUUUUGGGUGGGAGAGGCUAUAUUACAUAGCCGCAGCUUUAAGGCAAUCACCCAUCUUGUGCCAAUUCCUCUAGAAUAUGAGUACAUCGAUUAUGUAUAGUAUACAGAUAAUA